AAAAUAGGAAUAUAAAUAAAAAUAAACUUAUCUUUCCAUUGCAGAUGGUUUCACCCUAACAUCACGGGUUUAGAAGCUGAACGUCUAUUGAUGGAACGAGGAUAUGACAGUUCAUUUUUAGCACGUCCAAGCUCCUCAAAUCCUGGUGACUUUACAUUGUCUGUCAGACGGAAUGGUGAAGUGACUCAUAUUAAAAUACAAAAUACAGGAGACUUCUACGAUCUGUACGGUGGUGAGAAAUUCGCCACGCUUUCCGAACUGGUACAAUUUUAUAUGGAAAACGGCGGGCAAUUGCGCGAGAAGAAUGGCGAGAUUAUCAAGCUCAAGUAUCCUCUCAAUUGCGCCGAUCCCACGACUGAAAGGUGGUUCCACGGCCAUUUGUCGGCCAAAGAGGCGGAACGGUUGAUGCUGGAACGCGGCAAAAAUGGAUCCUUCUUGGUGCGCGAGUCCCAAAGUAAACCCGGCGACUUCGUGCUGUCCGUACGCACCGACGAUCGCGUCACGCAUGUUAUGAUACGAUUUCAGGACAACAAAUAUGACGUGGGCGGUGGCCUCAAGUUCGACAGUCUCAGUGAUCUGAUAGAGUAUUAUAAGCGAAAUCCAAUGGUCGAAACGAGCGGUAGCGUCGUUCAUCUUCGACAACCGUUUAAUGCGACGCGCAUUAACGCCAGUGAUAUCGAGAGCAGAGUGAGACAAUUACACAAAGAGAAUGGCUGUUCCAAUGGAUGGUUAUGUUGGAACGGCGCUAGCGGAAGUGACGAAGGUGGAGCUGGUCGCGGCAAAGGUAAAGCUGGCUUCUGGGAGGAAUUCGAAUCGCUUCAACAAGUAGAGUGCCGACAUCUCUUUUCGAGAAAAGAAGGUUUACGUAGUGAAAAUCGCUCAAAGAAUCGUUACAAGAAUAUUCUGCCGUUCGAUCACACGAGGGUGCGACUGAAAGACGUAGAUCCGAACACCUCUGGAGCUGAUUACAUUAACGCUAAUUACAUAAGGAACGAGGAAGGUGACGCGACGAGCACCGGUGGCAGUAAUGAACCUGCACCGUUGGGCAAAUAUUACAUAGCAACGCAAGGCUGCCUCCCGAACACCCUUGGGGAUUUUUGGCACAUGGUCUACCAAGAGAACACCCGCGUGAUCGUCAUGACCACGAAGGAGAUGGAGAGAGGAAAGAACAAGUGCGCGCGUUACUGGCCGGAAGAAGAUGAAAUCGCCGAGUACGGUAAUGAGUGGAAAGUGCGCGCCAUGUCGCAAACCUCGACCUCCGAUUACACUCUACGCGAAUUUCUCCUGCAGGGAACCAAGCCGGACUUUUCCGAAUCCAGAAGAAUUUAUCAUUAUCAUUUCCAAGCAUGGCCCGAUCAUGGUGUCCCGUCAGAUCCUGGCUGUGUGCUGAAUUUUUUACACGACGUAAAUGCCAAGCAAGAAUCUAUCGCAAUAUCCUUGGCUUCUGAUAAUGAGAACGUACUGUGCAUAGGGCCGGUUCUUGUUCACUGUAGCGCAGGAAUCGGCAGAACCGGCACAUUCAUCGUCAUUGACAUGAUCCUAGAUCAAAUUAAACGUCGUGGAUUGGAUUGCGAAAUUGACAUUCAACGCACGAUACAGCGAGUACGUUCACAGAGAUCGGGGAUGGUUCAGACAGAGGCGCAAUACAAAUUUGUAUAUCUCGCCGUUCUGCAUUACAUUGAGACAGUAUCACAGCGAAUGCAGGCGGAACAGAAAUCACUUCAACUAGGCAGAGAAUACACGAACAUUCGUUACAAGAGUGAAGCGAACGUUUCUGUCAACGCUAUCGUAAGCGAGACCUCCACUCCCACGUGCACACCGACGACCCUUCCAACAUUGUCCACGUCUACCAAUAACUUGAGGCCAAAGUGAUUUCCGUUUAGUGAUUUCGGUUCAGUCGGUUCCACAAACACUCGGGAAAGCAAAGAAGAGGCUUCGUUACUCUCUCACUCACCCUCUUUCUCUUUCCCUUUUUAUCUCUCUAACUUCUGCAUCUCCCUGUCAUCGUAGGUGAUAGAAGAAGAAGAACGUAACUUGCUGCGACAUACUCCAUUUACAAGAAUCCAUUCUCGCCAACGACAAUUCAGUUUCACUCUUGUUAAAUACACUUAUUUUUAUCGAACAUACUUAUGGCGCAUUUUUUUAACAGUUGGAUUGUGAGUAACUAUACGCAUAGAUAUAUAUACAUAAGUUGAAAUAAAAAAGGGAAAAAGCCCUGUAUUUCCAGCGA
This is a messenger RNA of Odontomachus brunneus, 2230 nucleotides long. RefSeq names its product tyrosine-protein phosphatase non-receptor type 11-like. The transcript is spliced from 10 exons. Gene Ontology annotation, biological process: protein dephosphorylation. Gene Ontology annotation, molecular function: protein tyrosine phosphatase activity. The record is from RefSeq and is a predicted model, not a curated record. NCBI's taxonomy places the organism in Eukaryota, Metazoa, Arthropoda, Insecta, Hymenoptera, Formicidae. The coding region runs from base 91 to 1872 and encodes 593 amino acids.